Messenger RNA from Rotaria sp. Silwood2, 2399 nucleotides. The record is from the annotation of a GenBank genome assembly. Lineage: Eukaryota; Metazoa; Rotifera; Eurotatoria; Philodinida; Philodinidae.
GAUCCACAGAAAGGUAUUAAAAAAGAAAGUUGAUAUAUAAUCUUUCCUCUAAAAAGAUUAAUCGCUCAUUAGAUUUGUUCUGAAAGUUUCAACCAAAAUGAACAUGUCUUUUGAAAUAUGUUGAAUUUUCAAAUGUACUUUAUUACCGUAUUCCUUUUGUGAUAGAUGAUACCAUUUGAAAAAUUGAUAUAUCGAAAAAGAUACGUUUCUGUGGGCUAAAACUUUCACAGCAAUAUUCUUUUGGAAAAAUCGGACUUAAACGAUCAUCACUCAUCAACUUUGAACAUAAAUCGUGCUUUAGAAUUUUCUUAGUUUCUAUAAAAAUUAGUCUUACUGAGAGAAAUUGAAAACCGCUAGUCAUCAGUAUAUGCUAUCAGAUGAUAUUGGCCAAUGUUUAUUGCAACAAAGUAUAUAUGAGUUAUCAUUUACUGAGAAUUUUCGAAGUGAAACUGAUGAAAAAUUCAGUAUCGACUCAAUAUCCUUAUCUUACUUCUAAGAUCACGUUUCUAUCGAAAAAUGCCACAUAUGAGAGUUAUGUUAGGAGUCCAAUGUGAUCAAGUUUUGUUGUCACAGUCCCUCUUUCUAGUUUAUCGUUAGUCGCAAUCUCUUUUCUUGAACGACAAUUAUUGUGACAAAAGUUAGAUAAAGUAAAAAACAAAUAAAAAUGAGGAGACUAAUAAUCAAGAAGAAGCAUACUAAUGCUCUUAGUUUAUUUUAAUUUAUUCAAUAAAAUAAUCACAUAUAUGUGUCUUUUCGUGUAACUAUUCAUAACAAAGUAUGAACUUUUAUUAUAAUUGUGUCGCAGAAGAAACUGGUAUCCAGGAAACUAAGAUUUAACUGAAAGAAAUUAAAAUUUCACUUCAUCCUCGAUCUCAAUUCUAAUUUGUCUUCGAAAAAUUUUCAAAAUUUUCAGUAUUCUAAUUUUUUUUGUCAUUAUUAUUUUGAUUCCGAAAACCUAAUGUAGUUAACACAAACACAGGACAUGUGAUUAUCUUAGUACAAAUAACUAACCGUGAUCAUGACAACUGUGAGGUACGUUGAAUAUUAGUCAUGUUGACGAAAAUAAGUCGAUUUUUUAAAAUCAAUUUAGUUCCUAUAGUUCAAUGAACUCAAUCUCAUCAAGAGAAUAUCAAAAUAAAGAUAUUCAAUAAAAGAAGCACUUUCUUAUGUAGAACUUGUUUGCAUUUUCUAAGAUGAAUUCCAUGUAUAUAGAACAUGUAUAGUUAUCAAAAGGUGUAUUUUAAAAGAUCAGACUGCAUUUUAUAUUGAGAUGAAAUACAUUAAUCAAAUACUCUCUUUUAUGUUAUUUCAAUUAUGUCCUUCUUUUUCAGAAACUUCAUCUAAUAUUUUUAUUCCUAUUUUAUUUAGUUGAAACUGAUCUUCAAUUUGAUAUGUUAAAAGAAAUGUUAUCGACAAUGCAUCGACUAAAAUAUUUGACAUUAAUAUUGACCAAGUCAUUGACAACGGAUAAUAAUAUAUUGAGUGGAAUUCAAUGGAAAUCAUUUCUAAGAACAUUGCUCAUUUUCUUAAAAAGAUUUAAUUUUAAAUUUUCUAUUCAAACAACAUCCGAACAAGACAUUUAUUAUCUUUUGAAUACAUUUAAAUCAAAAUGGUGGAUAACAGAAAAACGAUGUUUUGUCGAAUAUGAUACUCAUGAAAAUACUCUCAUUAUUCUACCUUAUUUUGCUUCAAAAACUUUAGAUAAUCGUCAUUUAUAUUCAUUUGAUUUAAUUCAAAAUUCUAAAAUAUUUUAUUCAAAUAUCAAUUAUUUAAGUAUUGAUUUACAUAAGUACAAUAAGAUCGAACAAAUAUUAGUGUCUCAACCUGGAUAUUUAACAAGAGAUGUUUGUGAUGCAAUUCGAAAUAAUGUUGAUCUGAAUAUGAUUCAACAUUUUGAGUUUUCAUCAACUGUCAGCACCACUGAAGCUUUUAUUGAAUUGAUUGAAAAUAUGACUAAUCUUUCUUCUAUUCAUAUUCAAUACUUCCAUAGUCUUGUUCUAUUUAAUCAAGUUUCAUCACCAAUUUUUUCUAUUCGACAUCUUGUUUUAUUCGAUUAUGAACCAACAGCAAGAAAACGACUUUUCUAUCGUUUAUGUCGAAUCUUUCCACGUUUAACCCAUUUGACAACACACUAUCAUUCACGAAGAAGACUUUGUUAUUUAUUAAAUGAACUUGUUCAUCUUGAACAACUCAUUUUGCGUUUAGCUCAAGAUCAAUAUGCUCCAAAUUAUUCUUGGAUCAAGCAACAUAGUCGACUACGAAUGAAUCCAUUUAAAAUGAGAGUAUUUAAUAUUGCUUAUAGAGAAAGAAAACGGGUUUUGUUGAUCAAUACCAAUAAUAAUAUGAAACAUCAACGUCAUCGUCAACCUUAUACAUUAAACAAAUGUCGUAUUCAAUAA